This is a messenger RNA of Saprolegnia diclina VS20, 2323 nucleotides long. RefSeq lists its product as hypothetical. The transcript is spliced from 4 exons. The record is from RefSeq and is a predicted model, not a curated record. NCBI's taxonomy places the organism in Eukaryota, Oomycota, Saprolegniomycetes, Saprolegniales, Saprolegniaceae. Bases 82 to 2244 code for a protein of 720 amino acids.
GGAAUCUUCCGCGUUCGGCACAUCGAGCGCUGUCCGCUGCGUUGAUCACUUUGCAAUCGUCUCGUUCUACACUACAAGACCAUGGGUGUUCCCACGACCAUGCCCCGCCUCCGCCGGUCGUCGUCCGCGCGCGCCAAAGAAGAAAUCGUCGACCUCCACCACCUCGCGCCUCUCGACGCCAAGUGCACGCACGGUGCAAUUCCCCGCGCCCAAGUGUACAAGCUCCCGACAUCAUCGCUGGCCGCCAACAGCUACCUUCCAUCGGGCCACAACGCCUACGACGGGUAUGUGGGCGACGUUGUCGCCGCGAGCGUCGUUGACGGCACGUGUAUUGUCGAAGUUGGUGUCCGGUCAGUGCCAGCGACCACGGCGCUGCUUGAGGCGGCCCAAGCCCUCGGGCACCGCGUGACGUACUGCGCGGUGGCCGACACGGACGACGCAUUGGACACGUUUAUCGAAGCAGUGUCGUCGGCGUGCCCCAAGAUUGAGUGCACGGGUGUCGCCGGCGCCCUCGUCGACUCGCUCGAGCUGCUACCACCGGCGUCGCGACGCACCUACCUCCUCUCGCUCGCGCACUUGACGCUUGAAGAGGCCCACACGGUCUUGGACCCGUUCGCUUCGUCCUACUUGCGCCAAGACGACGUUCUUUUGUGCACGUUCCCGACGUCCCUCGUUGAACCGGACGCGGUCCUUCCAGUACUCACCGACUUGCUCCAGCCUGCCGGUGCGCUCGAGUGCCACAAAGCCUCCUUGAAAGAUGCUACGAACGAGUCGCUCUUCCUCAAGGCCGCAUCCGUGGACCCCAACACGAAGGACGGCUGGUACCUCAUUGACACGGUGCUUGCACCGGCGGCGAUUGACGAGCUUCUCAGCCCGUUUUAUCCUGCUGCCACGUGGACGAACGCUCAGUACGCCACAUACUUGGUCCAGAAACCUCUGUUGACGCUCGAGCCCACGGUCAAAGCGUCGGGGCUCAAGCACGCUCCGUCGCUCGAAGACCUCGAAAACCUCUGGCGCAGCUGGGAUGCCAAGGCGACGGCCGCGCCCCGUACGAACCAAGCGCCGACGCUUAUCGAAUGGGAGUCGCUGUGGACGGCGCUGGACGUCGUCAUGCUCCAGAUGCUGCCGCGCGACCGCUAUCUCGAGGCGCCCGUGGCCGAGCGUCCACCUUUUGUGUACUACAUUGGUCAUGUGCCGGCGUUCAUUGAUGCCCACGUCGCGGCAGCGAUGGACGAGCCCGUGACGUCGCCUGCCAGCAUGCAAGAUGUCUUUGGUGCUGACGCCAGCGCCACCGAGUGGCCCGACCUCGAAGCCAUUGCGAGCUACCACGAAGACGUCCGCACGCGCAUUCGAUUGCUCUACGGCAACGGCCUUCCGUCGGAAAUGCGCCGUGUGCUCUGGCUCUGCUUUGAACAAAGCGCCAUCUUGCUCGAGGCGUUUCUGGCGCUGCUGGUACAAUGUGAUGGUGUGCAGCCGCCGCCGCACCUCGUCCACCCGCGCUUUGCAGUGCCGGCGCCCGUGGCCCCGGCUUCGUACGUACCGAUUCGGUCGGGCGACGUCGUGCUCGGUCACGACGACGUCGACGGCGUCGACGACCACCCGUCGAUUCCGUACGGCUGGGACAACGAGCGUCCGUCGCGAACUGUCGAGAUCAACGACAGCGCGCUGUACGAAAUGCAGUCGCGCCCGGUGACCGUGGCCGAGUAUCAAGCGUUUCUCGCCGCCGGCAACGACGAACCAGGUGUACUGCAGCCGGCAUCGUGGACUGCCGACGGCGCGCACGUCAAGACCGUGUUUGGGCCCGUUGCGCUCGAGCUCGCAGCUGCCUGGCCCGUCUACGUCUCGUUCGACCAAGCGAAUGCCUAUGCGACGGCGAUCGGCCUGCGCCUGCCGCAUGAGGCCGAAAUGCUUGCGAUGCGUCUUCCCGGGACGGGGCACAACGUCGGUCUGCGCCACUGGAUCCCAACGCACGUGGAAGAGAACCCCGCUGGGUGGCACGCGGGGAAUGCGUGGGAGUGGACGUGCGACGUCCUUGGGCCCCACGACGGGUUUGCCCCAAGUGAGCUCUGCCCUGUCCACACUGCCGCCUUCUUUGACGGCGGCCACAACGUGCUCGUGGGCGCAAGCUGGGCCACGCUUCCGCGCAUUGCCAACCGGCGCACGUUCCGCCACUGGGCGCCGCGCACCGCCUCGGACGUCUUUGCGACGUUCCGCUGCGUCAAGACGACCGUGUCGCCGCAGUAGGUGUUAGUCGCGCCUCCUUUCUUGUAGUUUAUGCAUUCAUCUUUCCACGUAAUCGACUUUGCAUUAUAACCUCGUUCGA